AUGUCAAUCGAAAACGCAACCGAGUUGCAACCACUUCAAAACGAUCCGGAAAAGGAAACUGAAGAAGUUGUCGAAGAUGUUCCACCAGAGGAUAGUGGAAAUCUCGUCUUCUACAUCAUUCUUCUUCAUGGAAUUGGAACUUUGAUGCCAUGGAAUAUGUUUAUCAACAUCUCAUAUGAUGUAAGUUCAUUUUAUGAUUUUUUAUUUAGAUCUAGAUCAAUCAUCAGAUAAAAAACUUUCUCCAAAAUAAUUUUGCAGUACUAUGAGACAUUCAAAAUGCUUGCCAAUGCUACAAUUCAUCCAGCAAAUGGAGCUGUUGUUGGUGGAGUUGCUACAGUUUUCUCUUCUAACUUCCAAAACUAUCAAACGAUUGCUGCACAAGUGCCAAACCUUCUUCUUAAUUUUAUCAACAUUUUUGUUGUCGUCCAGUAAGUUUAUCAGCGCCUCUUAAAUUCAAAAUUUCUUAUCAACAUUCAAAAUGACCUUAUAUGAUUUACAUCGUUGAACAGAUUUGACCACGUUUUUUCAGUUGAUAGACAAGAUAAUAUCUCUCCAAAAUAAACAUGUGCGCAAUAAAUCACACCGAUCUUUGAGAUUAGAAAAAAACUAAUUGUAAAUAAAAACAAAUAAAAAAGACAAAAAAUAUUAUUAAAAAUCUGGAUUUUCAGAGGUGGUCUCGUCAAACGUAUUGCUGUUUCCUUGAUUGUCGUUGCUGUUGCUGUUAUCUCUACGAUGUCUUUCAUUUAUGUCGACACUUCAACAUGUAAGAUAUCUCUCAAACUUGCACUUUUUUAGUGAUCAAAAACGUGUGCAAUGUAUCAUAUGUCGUCGAUUAAAUGAAAACGAGCAUCUGUCAUUUUUUCACAAAAGACGAAACAAAAAAAAGAUUGAAAGUUUUUUUGCAGGGGUUCCAACAUUCUUCACCAUCACAAUUUUAACAAUCAUCAUUCUCAAUGGUGCCAACGGAAUUUAUCAAAACAGUAUCUUCGGACUUGCAUCGGAUUUCCCAUUCAAAUAUACCAAUGCUGUUAUCAUUGGUAACAACCUUUGCGGAACUUUUGUCACUUUGUUGAGCAUGGCCACAAAAGCUUUCACCAAAAAUGUUCUUGAUCGUGCUUUUGCCUACUUCUCAAUUUCAUUGAUCACACUUGCUUUCUGCUUCGGAUCAUUCUUCUUGCUUAAAACCAAGGUAUAUCACUUUUAGGAAUCAAAGAUGAGCUCAAAUCAUCACAGCUUUUGCCAUUCAAAUCAAAAUCUGAAUAACAAGUUUUUUUCAGCCAUUCUUCCGUUAUUACACCAACAAAGCUGCCAAACAACGUUCAAAGAAUGCUGAAACAUCUGAAGAAGCCGGACUCCAAAAAUACAUUGCUACAUUCAAAGAGGCUUUCCCACAACUCAUCAAUGUUUUCUUGGUCUUCUUCGUGACUUUGUCAAUCUUCCCAGGAAUUAUGAUGUACGUCAGAGAUGAACCAAAAGGAGGACAAUACAGCUUCGUAUUGCCAGGUGAGAUUAUAGAAAAGAAAAAAAGGCCCUUGUAAAGAUGAAAAAUUAGGGGAACCUUCCGAAAAGGGUGACAUAAACCCUGGAGCCAAUUUUGAAUUUUGAAAUUUUUUUACAUUCAUCACAAAUUUUUGAGUCCCAGAUAUUUUGAUGAAUUCCCCUGACACUAUUUUUAUUUCAAAAAACAUUUCUCGAUAAAUAGCUAUUCUCAUUAUAAUUUUAUCAUGAAGCACUUUUUACCCAAAAUAGCUCAAUCAAAGCUUUUUCUAAAAAUACAUCAAAAACAUAUAAUUUUGGCCUGUUCAAACAACAAAUUUCAAUUUUCAGAGAAAUAUUUUAUGGACAUCACCACAUUCUUGUCAUUCAAUGUUUUCGCAUUCAUCGGAUCACUUGUUGCUGGAAAAGUUCAAUACGUAAGUUAACCUGAUUCUUAAAAACGUUUUUCCACCUAAUUCCAUAUUUUUUCAGCCAGCUCCAAAUCGUCUCUGGAUUCCAGUCUAUGCUCGUCUUUUGUACAUUCCAUUCUUCGCAAUGUGCAAUUACAUGCCAGAGACUAGAACUUUCCCAGUCUGGUUCCCAUCAACCUGGUUGUUCAUAAUCGUCGGAGCAACAAUGAGUUUUGGAAGUGGAUAUUUCAGUGGACUUGCUAUGAUGUACACACCAAACAGUGUUCAUCCUUCGCGCGCUCAAACCGCUGGAAUGAUGGCUGGAUUCUUCCUCAUCUUCGGAAUCGUCUCUGGACUUCUCUUCACUUUGAUUGUCAAGACAAUCAUCACCGCAUAA
Caenorhabditis angaria is the source of this 2283-nucleotide messenger RNA. NCBI's taxonomy places the organism in Eukaryota, Metazoa, Nematoda, Chromadorea, Rhabditida, Rhabditidae. The record is from the annotation of a GenBank genome assembly.